GCGCGUAAUGUGCGUGCGUGCGUGUGCGUGCGUGUAGGGAGAAGGAGAGAGAGGGAUGGUGGAUGAGAGAUAUAGAGAUAGUGUUGGUCCUCCAGCUCCGUGAGGACACGAGUCUCCCUCCUGCUCCCGUUCACACGCUGAAGCGGGGCGACGCUCCUCCGGCUUCUCUCCGGCAGACAGGUGACCGUGGACCCCGGCUGAGGGGAGGAGGAGGAGGAGUGUGACACAGACAGCGCGGUUAUUUCUCUCUCUCUCUCUCUCUCUCUCUCUCUCUCUCUCUCUCACCAGCGUCGCGCAGCUUCCCUCUCCUUCCGCGCGUCUUGUUUCACCGAGCCGAGGAAACUGUCACACCUUCCCGCGCUUAUCCGCAGGUGAGACACGUGUCCGUUAUCUGGUAUUUCUUUAACUAUGACAUCAGUGCGGACCGCGGCGGGCUGCUUGGUUCACACCUCCAGGCGCGGAGUACCGGGUCGAGCCCUUUCAGGAGUUUAACGCAGAGAGCUGCCUUUUCUUUCUUUUUUUCUUUCUUUUUUUGGGGGGGCAACAACGACUCGUGGCUUUGGUUUUUCUUUUUUUUUCCCCUUUCCUCUGGUUCUUCUAAACAUCUGGAAUCCUGGAAUGGGCGCGCGAGCAACAAGCGACCACGGCGGUGUGCAGCAGCAGCAGCGGCGGCGGCGCUGCGCACACUUGCGAGGGAUUACGCAUCGGUGAGCCGGUGGCUGAGGUCGGUUUGUAUGUUUUAAAGCCUCGACACCUGCGGGUCUGCAGCCUGUGGUGACCUGACAUCGGCCGCGUGCCUCCGCCGGGGCGAGGACAGGAAUGAACUCGGUGGAUUUUGUGAAACUAUCCUGAAGAAGUGCCUCGCAGCGGUUCUACACCUCCCCCCUCCCCUCCCUCCCUCUCUCUCUCUCCGGUUUUUGGAGUCGUGCUUGGGUUCGAGAGACGGGUCUAACCAUGGGCAGGCACCCCGACGGUGUCCCCCGGGUCGGAGCGUGUCUCGCGGUCCGGGUGCUGUGGAUGCUCCAAGCCUUCCUGGACGCGGCCGGCACCCAGGAGAUUUACGCGCCGCACUCGAUCCGGGUGGAGGGCGACGUGACGCUGGGGGGGCUGUUCCCGGUGCACGCCAGGGGGGUCCCGGGGACGCCGUGCGGGGACAUCAAGAAGGAGAACGGCAUCCACCGUCUGGAGGCGAUGAUGUACGCCCUGGAUCAGAUCAACGGCGACGAGGAGCUGCUGCCCAACGUCACCCUGGGCGCCCGGAUCCUGGACACCUGCUCCCGGGACACGUACGCCCUGGAGCAGUCGCUGACUUUCGUCCAGGCGCUCAUCCAGAAGGACACGUCGGACGUGAGGUGCACCAACGGCGAGCCGCCGGUGUUUGUCAAGCCCGAGAAAGUUGUCGGGGUCGUGGGCGCGUCGGCCAGCUCCGUGUCCAUCAUGGUGGCCAACAUACUGCGCCUCUUCCAGAUCCCUCAGGUCAGCUACGCCUCUACCGCCCCGGAGCUGAGCGACGACCGGCGGUACGACUUCUUCUCCCGCGUCGUCCCCCCGGACAGUUUCCAGGCUCAGGCCAUGGUGGACAUCGUCAAGGCCAUGGGCUGGAACUACGUCUCCACCGUGGCCUCGGAGGGCAGCUACGGGGAGAAGGGGGUGGACGCCUUCAUGCAGCUCUCCAGGGAAGCAGGUGGAAUCUGCAUCGCGCAGUCACUGAAGAUCCCCCACGACCACAAACCGUCGGACUUCGAUAAAAUCAUCCGUCUGCUGCUGGACACUCGCUACGCCCGGGCGGUCAUCCUGUUCGCCUCGGACGAGGACAUCAGGGGGAUCCUGAACGCCAGUAAGCGAGCCGACCUGGUCGGCCAUUUCCUGUGGAUCGGCUCCGACAGCUGGGGGGCCAAAAACAGUCCCAUCCACCAGCUGGAGGACGCCGCCGUGGGAGCCGUCACCAUCCUGCCGAAGAGAGCCACCAUCAGCGGGUUCGAUGCGUACUUCACGUCGCGGACCCUGGAGAACAACAGGAGGAACGUGUGGUUCGCCGAGUACUGGGAGGAGAACUUCAACUGCAAACUGAUGAGCUCCUCCAAGAAGGACGAGAGCAGCAGGAAGUGCACAGGCCAGGAACGCAUCGGCAUCGAUUCCAAGUACGAGCAGGAAGGGAAGGUCCAGUUCGUGAUCGACGCCGUGUACGCCAUGGCCUACGCCCUCCACAACAUGCAGAGGGAGCUGUGUCCCGAAAACUCCGGCAUCUGCCCCGAGAUGGACCUGGCUGGAGGGAAGAAGCUGCUCAAGUACAUCCGCAGUGUCAGCUUCAACGGAAGUGCUGGUACGUCCGUGACAUUCAACCGUAAUGGUGACGCACCUGGACGCUACGACCUGUUCCAGUACCAGUGGAGCAACGUGACGGGUUCGGGCUACCGGGUGAUCGGACAGUGGACGGAGACGCUGCAGAUCAACAUCGAGGACAUGCAGUGGCCCCGGGGCGAGCGGGACAUUCCCAGCUCCGUGUGCAGCCUCCCCUGUAAAACCGGCGAGAGGAAGAAGGUGGUGAAGGGCAUGCCGUGCUGCUGGCACUGCGAGGCCUGCGACGGCUACCAGUACCAGUCCUCCGAGUUCACCUGCAAACUCUGCUCCUACAACAUGAGGCCCAACGCCAACCGCACCGCCUGCCAGCCUAUCCCCCUCACCAAGCUGGAAUGGCACUCGCCCUGGGCGGUGAUUCCUGUUUUCCUGGCGAUGCUCGGCAUCGUCGCCACAAUAUUCGUCAUGGCCACGUUCGUGCGGCACAACGACACGCCGAUCGUCCGGGCGUCCGGCCGCGAGCUGAGCUAUGUUCUCCUGACCGGGAUAUUUCUGUGCUACAUCAUCACCUUCCUCAUGAUCGCCAAGCCGGACGUCGGCGUGUGCUCCUUCAGGAGGAUUUUCCUGGGCCUGGGAAUGUGCAUCAGCUACGCCGCCCUGCUCACCAAAACCAACCGCAUCUACCGAAUCUUCGAACAGGGGAAGAAGUCAGUGACGGCGCCCAGACUGAUCAGCCCCACCUCGCAGCUGGCGAUCACCUCCAGUCUCAUCUCGGUGCAGCUGCUGGGCGUGUUGAUCUGGUUCGGCGUGGAUCCGCCCAACACCAUCAUAGACUAUGACGAGCAGAAGACCAUCAACCCGGACCUGGCCCGAGGCGUGCUGAAAUGUGACAUCACGGAUCUUCAGAUCAUCUGCUCGCUGGGUUACAGUAUCUUACUGAUGGUGACGUGUACUGUUUACGCCAUAAAGACCCGCGGGGUGCCGGAGAAUUUUAACGAGGCCAAGCCCAUCGGGUUCACCAUGUACACCACCUGCAUCGUGUGGUUGGCUUUUAUACCCAUCUUCUUUGGCACGGCGCAGUCGGCAGAGAAGCUGUACAUCCAGACGACCACACUGACCAUCUCCAUGAACCUGAGUGCGUCCGUGGCGCUCGGGAUGCUCUACAUGCCCAAAGUCUACGUCAUCAUCUUCCACCCGGAGCUCAACGUGCAGAAGAGGAAGCGCUCCUUCAAGGCCGUCGUCACAGCCGCCACCAUGUCGUCCCGACUCUCCCACAAGGCCAGUGAGCGGCCCAACGGCGAGGCCAAGACGGAGCUGUGCGAGAACGUGGACCCCAACAGCUAAUUUCAUAAUUUAUCAGAGGUCCGGCAGAGAAGAAGAAGUGCGUGAGCUACAACGACCUUGUGAUCUGACGGCGUUCCUCCAUCACAACCACAGACUGGAGAGAGAGAGGGGGGGGGGGAGAUGUCUGGUCUCUGGCCUGAUGAGUGAAAACAAGAAGAAAAGGAUGUUUUCAGUUUGUUUCGUUCCUUUUUUUUUGUUGUCUCAUGUUCUUCACCACAGACUCUCAGACGGAGCAAAGCCUUGUGGGACGCAGACGAUCACUCGGUCAGAGACAGUGAGGGAGCGAUUUGUAGAGGAAAGGGACAUGGUGAUGUUGGGAAAUGUUGGAGCAAAUAGAAAAAAAUAAAGCAGACUCUUUUCGUCCGUCGUGACUGAGAACAAACACCCGCGGACUCGUCGCAGCCGCUCGUGUCACGUGUCUCAUCUGACGAUGUCAAACGAAGGAGACGCCUCCGACCUGACGCGACCUCCGUACGGAGCGCGCCUCCUCUCGUUUCCUGGUGUACGUCCAAACUGCAGGUUUUCCGACCUUCCUGUCGACCCGUGUGUCGUUCUUCAUGGUUUAUGUGUUGGCCGACCUCAGUUUGUUGAUUUCAAUAUUUAUUUUCAAUAUGAUUGAGAUGUUGAUGAUCGAUCGUUUUAGCUUCUUCCUUCUUGGGCGCACUCUUUAUUUUAACGAAAGCCAUAUUCUUCACUUGAAGAUGUCGAGGGCUUUGUUCACACUGUCACCUGGAAUCUGAUUUUUAUCACUUAACUCUCUAAAAAACAGUGGUCGGCCCCGAACUGUCUGCAGGAACAUGAUCCUGUGCAACAGGAUAUAACAGAAAAACCAUAAUGGUUUGAACAUUCAUUCGUCCACAAAUGAAAUGAAGAAGUAUUUAGCUGUGAUGCUGCUGGAGUCUGUAUGUCUGUUCAGUCAUUUUUAACUUUGUUUCUUUUUAGGCAGCUGCAGCAGCUUCACUUGAGAUCACAAACGUCUGUAUUGAAAUUUUCUUGCUCAUUUUUAAGGCCUUAAAAGGUUUUGCUCUCAAAAUACUAUUUAUCGACCUGGAGCACUGAGAAGUUGUUUUUUGAUUGGCUUUUGCAAAGUGAGCAACAUCAACUCGCACAUCAUUAAAACAAAAAUGAAGAUAUUACAUGGACGAUGCAUUUUGCACGGCUCUAAACUGAAAUCGAUGGACAAAAAACAUUCAGAGUCUGAGCUUUUCAUGUCCGACCGAAAGAGAAGAGUCGUCGAUCAGAACACCCGACAUGGUAAAAAACAGAUUCCUCAGCUGCACGUGAAGGCAUCGCUUAAAAAAAAAAGAAAAGAAAAGGUGUUUGUGUUUUAAAAGGCCUUUCUGUUUGAAAUGUUUGUGGUCCCCACGAUGACGUCAUCCCCAACAUGUGUGUUCCUUCUCACGCUCACACACACACACACACACGCACACACAAUGACUUCUGCAGUGUUGUGUGUGUGUGUCUGAUGAUGAUGACGAUGAUGACCCCUAACUGUGUUGUAGCAUCCUGAAGAGAACCUUCUCCGGCCGGCGUCACUGGGCGCGCGCUGACAGUUUGAUGAUGUCACAGACGGCGGAGACAGCGGCGGUUGUUCAUGCAUGCCUGAUGUGUUCGAUGUUGAAACAGAAUCAGAAGAAGAAGAAGAAAAAAGUUUAAAAUAUUGAAAUUCUCACGACACGGUUGAUUCCACACGUCUGCUCUGAAUUGUAAUGUUUUUUAUUUACGGUCUGUUUCUUUACUGUCGACUUCCUCUGACACUUUCUCACUCAGCAGAAUAUAUGGCUUUGUUUUCUUUCUCCUGGAAAUGGAGAAAAAGAUGAAUAUAUAUUUAAAAAAAACAAAAUACUUGUUUUAAAAAAAGAACAAAAAAAGAACAAAGGAAGCAUGUAUGUUUUCUACUGUUUGUACUCGGUAUAUUCAUGUUGCCCUGCUGCUUAUGUGCCAAUGUUGUGGGAGAGAUUUACAUUUGGCCACUCAUGCAACUAUUCUGUGGUGUUGUCCGAGAAUGUAUCAACAUGAAAUUAAAAAAAAAACCUUUGGUUAUUUUUUUAUAUGUAUAUCCCCAGAGGAAAAAGCCGUUUGGUAUUUGUGUCUUACUCAUAGAACGCUUUUUUCACUUGAAUGGCCUUGAGAAAUAUUUCAUUUGUUUCCCUCCUCGUUCCACACGGACGUCCAUCAGUGUGCUCUUUUGGAUUUGUACAAUAUCAUAAUUUGCCUGAAAACAAAAAAAAAGUCUUGUCACCAUUUUUUCUUCUUCCCUUUUAUUUGCUCAAAUCGAGAGUUGACAUGGUUCCUUUUGUGCAGAAAAUGGACAGUGAAAAAAAGACUUGGAAUAAAAAAAUUUAAAAAGAA
Scophthalmus maximus (turbot) is the source of this 5994-nucleotide messenger RNA. RefSeq names its product metabotropic glutamate receptor 7 (gene grm7). NCBI's taxonomy places the organism in Eukaryota, Metazoa, Chordata, Actinopteri, Pleuronectiformes, Scophthalmidae. Gene Ontology annotation, biological process: regulation of synaptic transmission, glutamatergic; G protein-coupled glutamate receptor signaling pathway. Bases 955 to 3642 code for a protein of 895 amino acids. Gene Ontology annotation, cellular component: membrane. The record is from RefSeq and is a predicted model, not a curated record. Gene Ontology annotation, molecular function: group III metabotropic glutamate receptor activity. The transcript is spliced from 11 exons.